AUGGCGACCUCCGCAGGCGCACCCUCGUUUGACGAUAUCAUUCAAGCAGACAGACAGCGACGGAAAAAUGAGCAGCUCGCAAUCGAGAUAUUUAGUAAGAACCGACGCUCUACGGGAGCUGGCAAUGCUGCGAGGAAGAACAACCAAACCACAAGUCUUGCAAGCAGAGUCGGAAUAGGAAAGCGUUCGUCCAGUACAAGCGUACCCUCAUCAAAAGCAAAUCCUUUUGGUCAACCAAAGCCUCCUUCGCGACCCUCCUCAGCCGCGGCGCAACAUGCGCGUGCCAAUAGAUUGGCUUCCGCCGUCAAUAAUACUGAACAAGCUAACAUUUUGCCCUCCCCACAAGCUCCAAAGGCUCAGUCAGGGUCCGGUCUCAGCAUCAGAGGAACAGCAGGUCCAUUUGUGGUGCAAGCAAGUAACUUUGCUCCUGGAACGACAGCCGCCGACAUAGAAGCAGCAAUGCAUACUGUGGCAAUUGACGCUACUGGGAACAGUGGACUGGUGACCUGUCGAAUUCUGACAAACAACCCGACGGUGAUGGCUGAGAUGAUCUUUUCUGAACGAUACAUUGCAGACAAGGUGGUUGAGACAUUCAACAACGAAAAAGCGGAUGGCAGAAUCUUGCAUGUAUAUCAUAAGCAUGGUGGUCCUUCUCCAGCGGUACGGCGAAAGAGGAAUGAGCCCGCCGUUCCAGUCCCGGAUACAACACCUGCUAGUGGACCUAAGGAACUGUUUGACGUCAAGGUCAGUAAGGCUGAGGACGUUGACAUGGAUACGGAGUCACCAUACAACAAUGCUCGUGAAGUGGCAGAUCAAGACCGACGAAGUCGUGAAGAGCGGCGAGCAGACUCAAACAUCCAAGAUGGAAGGUUUGGCUUCACCAAUGGACGGGACAGAGACCAAGUCCAAGAGAAGCCACGGGAGGCAUUGCCCCCUGGUGAUGGUGCAGACCAGCGGAUGGAUGAUGAACCUAUGGUCAUGAGACGGGACGAACCGAGAGAAAGAAGAUAUGAUAGUCGCUAUAGUGACAGAAGGGAUGACAGGGGCUCAUAUCGAAGGGAAAACAGGUAUGAUGGAUAUCGUCGAGAUGACCGACCCUCACACUAUGGAAACGGCGUAGGUGGCAGUGGGUACCGUGGUGGUGAUAGCUACGGUAGAAUGUACAGCGAUGACAUGAUGAGAGGGCCGCCAAGAGGAAGCAGGGGUGGUGGACCAAGGGGUGGCUACAGAUGA
This is a messenger RNA of Endocarpon pusillum Z07020, 1233 nucleotides long. RefSeq lists its product as uncharacterized. The transcript has 3 exons. The coding region runs from base 1 to 1233 and encodes 410 amino acids. The record is from RefSeq and is a predicted model, not a curated record. Lineage: Eukaryota; Fungi; Ascomycota; Eurotiomycetes; Verrucariales; Verrucariaceae.